GUUUCACACUGCUGGCUUGGUGGAUCAAGUCGGACGCCCGCCACAGCACCAGCAUGCGGCUGCUCUGUCUCCAUGGGAUGUACCAGAAUAGCGCGGUGUUCCGGAGCAAAACGGAGCACCUGCUUCGGUUCUUGCCUCAUGGUGUGGAGCUCGUCUACCUCGACGGACCCAUCAACCUCGUACCGAAGGCAGUGACCAAACCAAUCGACACGUCUGCGUUCCGCGCGUGGUGGGAUCCACAAGAGGGUUUGAACCCACACACCCAGCGCCAAGUCAUCAACUACGUUGCUGAGGCGUUGCACAACCGAGGUCCCAUCGAUGGCGUCGUUGGAUUCUCCCAAGGCGCGUCCCUCGCAUCGUGGCUGUGCUCCCAAGUUGCCCAAGACGACCUCGACUGGACUCCGUCCGUCGCGAUCUUUCUCGGCGGCUACAUGAACCCGAGUGACGGCAUCUUUUCCCGUGGACUCGUGCCGGACAUUCGCUCGUUCCAUGUCAGUGGCAUGAACGACCGAGUCGUGCCCACGUCCAAGUCCGAAGAGUUGGCCGCGCUCUUCGAGCAAGAAACCCAUCCCCACCUCGUUUCCCGCCACACCCACGCGCAAGGUCAUGUCGUUCCCAAAUGCGAAGGCUCCAUGUUCGCACUGCAGAACUUCCUCCACGCUACGCCGGCUGCCGCGGCAUCCGAGGCAACGAAUUUGGACGACAGGUCGUACCGUGUUCGCAUGUCCACCGGUUAACUUAUGAUGCGCAAAUCCUUACAUUCUAGUCCCAUGACGCAUGUCGUUUCUACCGAAGUCCUCUUGCUUGUCCACGUCAGGAACCUAUACGUAUU
Molecule: messenger RNA, 832 nt
Organism: Aphanomyces astaci
Lineage: Eukaryota; Oomycota; Saprolegniomycetes; Saprolegniales; Verrucalvaceae
Exons: 1
Coding region: 54-737 (227 amino acids)
Cellular component (GO): nucleus; cytoplasm
Source: RefSeq, a predicted model, not a curated record